Nezara viridula (southern green stink bug) is the source of this 1666-nucleotide messenger RNA. The record is from the annotation of a GenBank genome assembly. Lineage: Eukaryota; Metazoa; Arthropoda; Insecta; Hemiptera; Pentatomidae.
GUCUAGUCUAACCCAAGCUCUCCGUUCUCUCCUGUGGAGUUAAGUCGCGUCUUUUUAUUUGUGCCUGUGCCUGUCUGCCUGCCUUUGUCUGAACGCCUGCCCGCGGGCUAUGUGCCGCUGCUCCAGCCCAGCAUCAGUCAGCCGAAUCAAUACCGACUCCCCGGCCAUGUCGUAAAGUCUCAGAUAGAGGGAGAUGACAGAAAGGCGGUGGUGUUGGACGGCGCCGUUGUACCUGGUGCUGCUGAUGACGGUGGUGGUAGCACUGCGCACGAUGCUGAAGCCGCAACCGGUGGCGGAAGUUGAGAACAAGCUGCUCAAGAUGGACAGAUCUCAGCUGAUCUUGACUUCCGCUCCCUGCAACAGUUCGGCACCUCCCGUCUGGAUAGCCAUCGUCAGCUCAGCACCCAACAACUCCUUCCACCGACAAGAGAUCAGGAGGACCUGGGGCCAGGGUAGGACAGUCGUAUUUCUCCUGGGUGCUGCAAGUCCGCAAUUACAACCGCUUAUCGAAAUGGAGUCGAGGCAGUAUGGGGAUAUCGUCCAAGGUUCCUUCGUCGAUUCCUACAGGAACCUUACCUACAAGCAUGUGAUGGGGCUGCAGUGGGCGAGCAACCAUUGUCCAGGCGCCAAGUACUUUCUCAAGACCGAUGAUGACGUUUUUGUCAACACGGUAUAUUUCGAAAACUACCUCCCAGGACUCCCAGAGAGGCGUCUUAUCCUCUGCCCACUCAUGGAGCGAGCUAUGGUUAAAAGAAGUUACAGAUCAAAGUGGAGAGUUACACAUGACGAAUAUUCUGAACGAUGGUAUCCACCUUACUGUAUGGGAUGGGUGAUCCUCUAUUCUCCUGAUGCUGCCUUAGCAUUGUCUAAUGAAGCUCUUAAAGAACCAUAUUUCUGGAUUGAUGACGUUCACAUAACAGGAACGAUUGCAAAAAAGCUGAACCUUACUCAUACACCUCUCGGUGAUCUCGGUAUAGGUGAAGAAAUUACUGAAGAAAUGAUUUCAGGAGAUCCUCGAACAGAUUUCAUGUUCAGCCUUACUAAACCGAAAUAUUUUCAAACUCUUUGGAACAUGGUCAACGAUAUAAUUUCAUCCACAACUAAAAAUGUCUAGUCGAAUAAGUAUGUUUAGCAUUGUGUUUUAAAACUGUUUUUAAUGACUUAGAUAAAAGACUUUAGUACAAAGUGUUUAUAAGUAUUAAAUUUUUAUUAUGGGAGAGAUUAAAUACUUCUAUCAAUACUAAUUUUUACUUAGUAUUCGAGUCUGAAUAAAUAAUAAAUUGAUAAACUGACUCAAAUUGCCUUAUGAAAGUUUAUACAGAAAAAACUUAAUUUUAGCAAAGUAAUUAAAUAUUUUUAUUCAGAUUUUUUAAUGUUAUAUUUAUUUUCUAAAUAAAUAUUUUUCCUAUAAAAUUACAUUUAUCUCAUCUGAUGAUCUUAUAUUUUACAGAUCCUAAGUUGAUGUUAAAAAAAUGGAAAAACAAAUUAUCUAAGUAUUAAUUGAAGUAUUUAAGUAUAACUCAGGAUAUAAUGAUCUAAUUAUAUGUUCGGAGAAUAUUUGUGAAUGAGUUUUUUGGUUAAUAUGUGAAGGUGAAAGAUAAUUAAACAGUCCUGGUCCUGGUGGUGUCAUGAAAAGUAUAUUGUUUAUUAUAAUUGGCAAGAUUAA